AUGGUGGUGGCCGGGCUUUCAAUAUCGAUGACGACAAUGGAGUGGGUCGGCGAUGGAAGGAGGGUGACGGUGGGGGUAGCGACGACUCUGGCUGCCUCAUAUCUCUUCUAUCCGGCAGCACACGAUUCUCAGUGGUUACAACAACAACACCACCACCCUUCGGGGUGGUGGUGUUUCUCGGUAGUAAGGAAAAGGGGAAGGGCAGUAGAAAAACGUGAUUGGGUUGUGGUUUCCGGUGGGGAAGGAGGUGAUGGCAGUGGUGGUUUUAUGGCGGAAGGUGUUGCUAUCGUGUGGAAUUGCACUAUGGAUGCUUCUGCAACACCGUCGAAGAACCCUAAAGGGGCAUUCAAGCUCCUUGCUGAUCUUCCCUCCAAAGGCCUUUUCUCAUCCACUGUCGUUUCUUCCAAUUUGGGUGGAAUGCGUGUCUAUAUCACUGAUCAUGAUACAUCACCUCCAGAAAACCAGUUAAUAAAGACAGAUCAAAUGAACAUACUCAUUAGAUCUCUUUUGCUUAAGCAACAACAAAAGGCUGAAUCAAGUGCAAAAGGUGCAACUGGAAAAGAAAGCUCAAGAAAGCGGGGUUUAGAAAGAGGUGUGGAUGGAAGGGCAACAACAAAAAGAGGUGCUUCCAAUGGUCAACAUGGUUCUCAGCCAGAGGGAUCAAGGUCACAUUCAAAUGUACCUGAAAAUCUUCAAAGUUUAACUGUAGAGAGAAUCCGUGCACUCUUAAAGGAAAGAGGACUUUCCCUAAAAGGAAAGAAGGAUGAACUGAUUAUGCGGUUGAGGUCUGCAACUGGUUGAGUUAAGCUCCAUGACUUUGAGGUUAAGAUUAGUAGUUGUACAUGUAGAUCUGUUAUUGAAGGAAUUAGGUUUUUAGUAUGUAGCAAGUGAAAAUGUAAUACUCUCUUUAUGUUGAUGUUUGUUUCUUUAUUGCAUUUUAGAUGUUUGUUGGUUUGUGUGAAAACGGUUUUAUAUGCAAGAAAUGAGAAUGUACAUUAAUAGUAGUGAUAAUGGUUAUGUAUUUGGAAUUUUGGAUGACAUGAC
Molecule: messenger RNA, 1044 nt
Organism: Lactuca saligna
Lineage: Eukaryota; Viridiplantae; Streptophyta; Magnoliopsida; Asterales; Asteraceae
Source: the annotation of a GenBank genome assembly